GCGGCGCGAGGGCGCGGGGCGGUCUCAGGAGUGAUGGCGAGCGCUGCCCAGCUGGGCCCGGCUGAUGAGGUCCCGGCCAACGGAGUGGUCCGGCCGGCCACGGGUCGGGGAGGUGCGGCGGCGGCCCUGGUGGAGCGCAGCUCGAGCCCCGGCGGCCUGGCCCUGCUGAGCCCCUACCACACCCACCGGGCGGGGGACCCCCUAGACCUCGUGGCGCUCGCACAGCAGGUGCAGAAGGCUGACGAAUUCAUCCGAGCGAAUGCGACCAACAAACUGAUGGUCAUAGCUGAGCAAAUCCAACAUUUACAAGAACAAGCUAGGAAGGUAUUGGAAGAUGCUCACAGGGAUGCUGACUUGCACCAUGUAGCUUGUAAUAUAGUAAAAAAACCUGGCAACAUUUACUACCUUUAUAAACGGGAGAGUGGUCAACAGUAUUUUUCUAUUAUUUCUCCAAAGGAAUGGGGUACAAGUUGUCCACAUGACUUCCUUGGUGCCUACAAGCUACAACAUGACUUGUCUUGGACUCCAUAUGAGGACAUUGAGAAGCAUGAUGCUAAAAUCAACAUAGUGGACAAGUUGCUAAGCCAGCCAGCGGCCCUGCCUCCAAGCACUGAACCCACUUUCCAGGGACUGACUCAGGAGAGUGGGCUCUGAUAAACAGCUCCCAUGACAAGGACCUGUCACCUCUUUGUUGGCCUCUUUCUCUGCCUUGAUGGGAGGUGGCCUGAGAAUUGAGGUGUUGUGGGUGAAUCAUGAACUUCUUGAAAAGAGACCUUGUGUGGGGUGCCUGGGUGGCUUAGUGGGUUAAGCGUCUGCCUUUGGUGCGUACUCUCUCUCUCUGUCUCUCUCUCUCUCUCCCUGCCCCUCUCCCUUCCUCUCUCUCUCCCUCCAUCCCUCCCCCUCUCUCCUCUCUCUCUCUAUCUUUCUCUCUCAAAGUCUUAAAAACAAAGAAAAGAGAUGUUGUGUGAAUAUAAAUGCUGCUGUUCUUACUUUUAGUUAGGAUGGUAGUGAAUCAUAUCAGUCUCGGGAUCCUCUCUGGGUCACAGGUACCCAGUCAGUCACUUUCAGAGUAUUGGCCGCUUUCCUUUUCCUUUAUAUCCAUCUGUUCUCCCACAAGUCAGAGCAUUAGGGAAAGAAGAGUUUCUUCCCAUGUAAAGGUUGAUGAGGCAUUUUCCAGAGAGGACUGUUUUUCAUCUUACUGUACCCGGCAAUGUUUGAGAUUGGGUUGAGGUUGAACAUAGUGGGUUAAAAAGAGGCAAACCGUGAGAGGGGCCCUUAACUGUAGAGAACAAGCUGAGGGUCGCUGGAGGAGAGGUGGGUAGGAGAUGGGCCAGAUGGGUGGCGGGGAUUAAGGACCACACUUGUUGCGAUGAGCACUGGGUGUUGUACGUAAGUGAUAAAUCACUAAAUUCUACUUUUUUUUUUAAACAUAUUUUUUAAAAAAAGAUUUUUAUUUAUUUACUCCUGAGAAACGCAGAGAGAGAGAAGCAGAGACACAGAGGGAGAAGCAGGCUCCGCAAGGAUCGACGUGGGACUCGAUCCCGGGACUCCGGGAUCACACCCUGGGCCAAAGGCAGACGCUGAACCGCUGAGCCACCCGGGCUGCCCUAAAUUCUACUUUUGAAACCAGUAUUGCAUUAUAUUUUAACUAAGUAGGAUUUAAACUAAAACAUAAAAAAAAAGAAAAAAAAAAAAGAUUGGGUUGAGGCUAGUGUAGUUCCAGCUUCAGAGGCAUCUGGGAAUAGGAAUGUUGGGUAAUGGAGGAUGACGAACCACUUGGUUUGGCUAGACCAGGAUUGUGCAAUUAGGGUAUUUUGCACUUUGGGUGAGGUUUGGCCUGCCUCUUGCUCCUUCUCCCUCGCUUGAGUGACUGGAGAAUCUGAGGCAGCAGCAGUAGGCAGGUUUGGGGAAGGUCGACCUAUGAACUUAGAGGAUUCUAGACUUGGAAGAGCUGUGAGAGGCUGCCACUGCCCACCGCCUGAGUCUACUCUCGCUGCACCGAGGACGAGAGCCACAGGUUGGCCAUCUGCAGCAGGCCAAAUCCAUCUAAACCGCAGCUUUAAAAUCUCGUGGGAGAGAGAAUAGUGGGUGAGAAACAAGAACAACAGUCAACCUGUUGACUCAGUUAACUCAGAUUAAAACUCUUUGACCUGAA
Molecule: messenger RNA, 2155 nt
Organism: Nyctereutes procyonoides (raccoon dog)
Lineage: Eukaryota; Metazoa; Chordata; Mammalia; Carnivora; Canidae
Gene: CUNH1orf50
Product: chromosome unknown C1orf50 homolog
Exons: 5
Coding region: 34-654 (206 amino acids)
Source: RefSeq, a predicted model, not a curated record